AUGGGGGCUGUCGCCUCUCAGUGCUGCUGGCGGUCUGUGCUGCGUUAUGGGGAGGCUAAGAGACUAGGGCUCGUUGGUUGGGUCCAGAAUACUAGCCACGGCACCGUGCAAGGACGAAUCCAGGGUCCGGCUGCCAGGGUACGGGAGCUGCAGGAAUGGCUCAGGAAGAUAGGAAGUCCCCAGUCCCGCAUCAGCCGAGCCGAGUUCAGCAACGAGAAGAAGAUCACGGCGCUGGAGCAUAAGGACUUCCAGAUUUUGAAAUAACGUUGUCCAGGAAGAAGCAAAAGCUGGAGGGCGUGAGCUGCCCUCACGGAACGUUUCCCCUCUUCCCCGUUUGGUCGGUCAGCCAAUAUUCAGCUCUAGAGAACUUUAUUUUCCUACGUUUCUAAUUUAUUGGUUUGUUGUACUAUUAGUCUAGCUGUCAGCCUUUCACAGAAUUUUGGCAGGUAGAGGGAGAGCUGUGCUGUAAAGGGGCUGUUUAGGGACCCAGCCUCUUUAUUUCUGAACGUAUGUGCAGAAUGGGGUGUGAGUAGUUGUACGUGAGUAAAAUUCGUAGUUUGUGUAGCGUUGCGCUCACGUGAAGGAAAUCACAGAUUCAAUGCUGAUACUAAACAUUGCGAAAAACGUUAUUUCUGUGCUCUAAAUGCCUCGGGAACAGUUUAUGUUGUUCCAGAAUCUCAUUUUUUUCUUUAGAAUAAAAUUGCUUGGCGCUUCUUGUGU
This is a messenger RNA of Pygoscelis adeliae (Adelie penguin), 720 nucleotides long. It is a transcript of the gene ACYP1, whose product is annotated as acylphosphatase 1, erythrocyte (common) type. The transcript has 2 exons. The coding region runs from base 1 to 264 and encodes 87 amino acids. Gene Ontology annotation, molecular function: acylphosphatase activity. Lineage: Eukaryota; Metazoa; Chordata; Aves; Sphenisciformes; Spheniscidae. The record is from RefSeq and is a predicted model, not a curated record.